This is a messenger RNA of Chinchilla lanigera (long-tailed chinchilla), 804 nucleotides long. It is a transcript of the gene Gadd45gip1, whose product is annotated as growth arrest and DNA-damage-inducible, gamma interacting protein 1. Bases 48 to 755 code for a protein of 235 amino acids. The record is from RefSeq and is a predicted model, not a curated record. The transcript has 2 exons. Gene Ontology annotation, cellular component: nucleus. NCBI's taxonomy places the organism in Eukaryota, Metazoa, Chordata, Mammalia, Rodentia, Chinchillidae.
GGCGGAGCCGCGGACAGCUGAGCCGCCUGCGAGGACCCGAAGCCAAGAUGGCGGCGCCCAUGCAGCAGGUACGCGGCCUGCUAGGGCUGGCGGCGACCCUGCGCCCCUGCUGGCGCGGCUACCGUGCGCCGCCACCUCCACGCCGAUCGCCAGGCCCCUGGUGGCCGGACCCCGAGAACCCGCUGACGCCACGCUGGCAGCUUGGUCCGCGCUAUGCAGCCAAGCAGUUCGCGCGGCACGGCGCCGCCUCCAAGGUGGCCCCGGGCUUGUUGUGGCCAACACCCGAGCAGCUGCGCGAACUGGAAGCGGAGGAGCGAGAAUGGCACCCGAGCCUGGCGACCAUGCAGGAGUCGCUGCGGGUGAAACAGCUGGCUAAGGAACAAAAGCAUCGAGAGAGGGAGCAGCUCAUUGCCGAGCGCAUGGCCAAGAUGCCGCAGAUGAUUGAGAACUGGCGGCAGCAGCAGCGCGAGCGCUGGGAGAAGGUGCAGGCCGACAAGGAGCGCAGGGCUCGCCUGCAGGCCGAGGCCCAGGAACGCCUGGGCUACCAUGUGGACCCACGGAGCACACGCUUCCAGGAGCUGCUGCAGGACCUGGAGAAGCAGCACCGCAAGCGCCUCAAGGAGGAAAAACAGAGGCAGAAGAAGGAGGCCCGGGCUGCUGCCAUGGCUGCCAGCACAGCCCAGGACCCAGCCCAGGACCCAGCCCAGGACCCAGCCCAGGACCCAGCCCCAGCCCCUGGGGCAGCCAGCUCCUGAGCUUUGUCCUUUCCCAAUAAAGCCUGCUGCCCUGCAGCCUCUCCCCACA